AUGGGCUCUCUAUACUGUCGAGGAUCGCUCUCCAAGGCACUCAAGUCUCGUAUCUCACUCCGCAUCUUGCCCGCCGCACCGCAACUCUCUGGCUUCAACCACCGUUCACGGCGGCGUUUCCAUAGCACUCCGGCGCCAUGGGGCAUCAGGUCUCAGAUUCUCAAGGAUGUUGGUGAAGGUAUUACCGAAGUUCAGAUCAUCCAGUGGUACGUCGAGGAGGGCGCUAGGGUAGAGGAAUGGAAGCCUCUGUGCCAGUACCAGUCAGACAAGGCAGUGGAUGAUAUCACCUCGAGAUAUGAAGGAGUCAUCAAAAAACUGCAUUUCCAGGCCGAUGAGACAAUUCCAACUGGCCAGGCUCUCUGCGAUAUAGAGGUUGACGACGCGCAAUAUCCUGACUCCAGUGCGCCUGCUCCACCCAAGGCAGAGUCAACCCCGGAGCCCACCACUUCAGCAGCAGCGGUGACUGAAGAGAGCGCCCAGGCAAUAUUAGCUGAGAGUAGUCAAGCGCAAGUUGAAGCGGAGCAGGCUGCACCUCCAUCAAAAUAUGCCACCUUUGCUACGCCAGCAGUUCGCGGUCUCCUGAAAGAGCAUAACCUUGAUAUCACCAAAAUCACCGGGACCGGAAAGGACGGGCGGGUGAUGAAGGAGGAUGUUUUCAAAUAUCUUGAGAAAAGAGACUCGCAAGCAGCUGCGCCAGCAGUUACCCCUUCAGCGGCCCCGUCCAUCGACACUGCACAGGUCGAAACCCCUGCCUCUCUCACGCCCAUACAGUCCCAGAUGUUCAAGACUAUGACCAAAUCCCUCACGAUUCCACACUUUCUCUAUGCUGACGAACUCAGCAUCGCCACACUCUCGUCCGUCAGACAAAAGCUCCUUUCAAAUCCUACCGAUCCACAAAAAGUAUCCUUCCUGCCAUUCAUCAUCAAAGCCGUCUCCCUUGCCCUACAGCAUUACCCGCUCCUCAAUGCCAAAGUUGACACAACUACAAACCCAAAGAAACCCGGUUUGAUCAUGAGAUCGAGCCACAACAUCGGCGUGGCGAUGGACACGCCGACUGGGCUUCUAGUGCCGAACAUCAAAAACGUUCAGGCCCGUUCGAUCUUCGACAUUGCUGCUGAAUUAACGCGCCUGAGCGCUGUUUCUCGCGCCGGAAAGCUGACGCCCACCGACCUCAACGGCGGCACCAUCACCGUCUCGAACAUUGGAAGUAUUGGGGGAACGUACGUUGCGCCCGUCCUCGUCCCAACGGAGGUUGCUAUUUUGGGUGUCGGAAAAGCACGCACUGUGCCAGUGUUUGACGACGAAGGCAACCUGUCAAAGGAUCAAAAAAUGACAUUCAGCUGGAGCGCAGAUCAUCGCGUCAUUGAUGGGGCGACGAUGGCUAGAAUGGCGGAAAAAGUUAGGAUGUAUGUGGAGUCUCCUGAGACGAUGUUGUUGGCUUUGAGAUAG
This is a messenger RNA of Uncinocarpus reesii 1704, 1449 nucleotides long. RefSeq lists its product as uncharacterized. NCBI's taxonomy places the organism in Eukaryota, Fungi, Ascomycota, Eurotiomycetes, Onygenales, Onygenaceae. The record is from RefSeq and is a predicted model, not a curated record. Gene Ontology annotation, cellular component: cytoplasm; mitochondrion. The transcript is spliced from 4 exons. The coding region runs from base 1 to 1449 and encodes 482 amino acids. Gene Ontology annotation, molecular function: acetyltransferase activity; lipoic acid binding.